Pyricularia oryzae 70-15 is the source of this 675-nucleotide messenger RNA. Its product is annotated as metalloproteinase. The record is from RefSeq and is a predicted model, not a curated record. Gene Ontology annotation, molecular function: metalloendopeptidase activity. The transcript has 4 exons. The coding region runs from base 1 to 675 and encodes 224 amino acids. NCBI's taxonomy places the organism in Eukaryota, Fungi, Ascomycota, Sordariomycetes, Magnaporthales, Pyriculariaceae.
AUGCUUUUUUAUUCAUUGUUAUUUUUUUUUCACACCGUUGCGAUUUCGGCCUUCACCAACAUUGGCACCUUUUCACACCCAGUUUACGAUUACAAUCCAAUUCCAAACCAUAUCCACGGAGAUUUAAAAAGGCGGGCUUAUAUUGAACGCUAUUCCCAAUGUUCAGAUUCGCAGGCCUCCGAAAUUCGUGCCGCGCUAAAAAGUUGCGCCGAGCUCGCCUCGUGGGGCUAUCACGCCGUUAAAAGUAACAAUCGGUUAUUUAAAUUAAUCUUUAAAACUGACAGCACAGAUAUUCAAAACUGGGUUCAAAAUAAUUUUAACGAAAUUUACAAGGAAUGUAACAGGGACGCGGACGAAAUUUCUCUAACCUGCCACGAUAAAAAUGUUUAUACGUGCGUCCGAGAAGGAGUUCAUAAUUUGGCGUAUGCACUUAUUAACGAAAAAGAAAUUGUUAUAUGCCCUCCUUUCUUCAACAACCCCGUAAACAGCAGGGAAAUUACUGCCGGUAACCAAGAUACAAUUAUAUUACAUGAAAUGGUGCAUAUAAUUUUAAAAGAGUGGAAAGAUUAUGGUUGCGAAUGGGAUGGGAUUCACAAAUUGGAUAGUACAGAAAGUAUUAAAAACCCCGACAGUUAUGCUAUUUUUGCACAAUGUGCACGUUAUAAAUAUUGUUAA